Messenger RNA from Monoraphidium neglectum, 1136 nucleotides. RefSeq lists its product as hypothetical. NCBI's taxonomy places the organism in Eukaryota, Viridiplantae, Chlorophyta, Chlorophyceae, Sphaeropleales, Selenastraceae. The record is from RefSeq and is a predicted model, not a curated record. The annotation marks the transcript as partial. The transcript has 5 exons.
AUGGACCCCCUCAAGCGCGAGCGCCGCAAGCGGCGGGAGGCCAAGAAGAAGGCGCGAGUCCGCUCCGCGCAGUACGCGGCCGGCGCGGACGCGGGGGAGGACGCGGCGGGGGCGCCCGACGACGAGCGGCUCUUCAGCCUCGGAGACCUGCCGGGCGGCGCGCCGCAGCCGGCCAAGCGCCGCAAGGGCGCCGGCGGCGCGCUGGCGGGCGUGGCGGAGGCGGCGGCGCCGAACGAGGACCUAUUGGAGGCUAUAGAGGCGGACAGCGACGACGAGGGCGGCGGCAGCGGGGACGAGAGCGAGGAGUCUGACGAGGACGGCCUGGCCUAUGAGCGGCGGUUGGAGGCGGACCUGGAGAGAAGCUACGAGGAGUACCUGGCGCGGCGCGGGGACAGGGCCGUCGCCGCACGCGAGAAGCGCAGCCGGCUGCGCAAGCGCGGCGGCGACCUGUCAGACGACGAGGACGCGCCAGCUGGCGCCGACGACGUCAUCACCAGCGAGGAUGACGACAGCGGCGACGACGCGUACGAGGCGUUUACGGCCGCGCGGGCCGAGGCGGAGGCAGCAGAGGCGGGCCGCGGGGCAGGGCUGCUGGUGCGGUUGGAGGAGGGGCGGGCCGGGGUGGCCAAGGGCGGCAAGGCGGCGGCGGCUCAGUGGUUUGGGCAGGAUGUGUUCGACGACCCGAAUGUGCUGGGGCCGGAGGACAGCGACGAGGAGGAGGAGGAGGGGCAGCAGCAGCAGCAGCAGGCGGGCAAGGGCCGGGGCGGGGCGGCGGAGGCGGGGGCGGCGGAGGGCAAGGCCGCGGCGAAGAAGGGCAAGCGCGCCGCUGCCGCCGCCGCCGAGCAGCCCACGGUCGGCCCGGCCUUCGGCCCGCAGCAGCAGGAGCAGCAGCAGCAGGGCGCCAAGCGCAAGCGCGGCGGCGCCGCCGCCGCCGCCGCCGCGGCGCCGGCGGCCGCGGGCGGGGUUGACGACGGCGGCGACGACGGCGGCGUGAGCAGCGGGAGUGAGGAGGGGGACUCUGAUUUGGAGGAAUUCGAGUCGCUCGACGACCACAGCCGCGCCCAGGUGCUGGCGCUGGCCAAGAAGAUGCUGCGGCGGAAGGACAAGGAGAGCGUGAUGGACGCGGCCUACAACAG